AUGUUCUGCGGCUUUAAAAGAUACAGCUUAAUAUUAGGACACUGAAUGAAAGAUCUUCCUUCCAUGUGAGAGGCAGGGUUACUUACUAUGUUAUUAUUUGAAAGGGAAAACUGAAUAUUUAUUUCUAGAAUGGAUUUAAGGAAUGGAAUGCACUAGAACUGCAAUCCUUGCACUUUUCUAAUAUCAAAUUGUGUGCUGGCACAUUUGUUCAACAAACGGUCUCCACUGGAACCAGGCCUUUCAUCAAACCAGGAGCAGCAGAAGAUGAGAAGAAAAAUUGCAGUUAUUGGUGCUGGUGUGGUAGGCCUUUCUACUGCUGUAUGCAUUGCAGAAUCACUCCCAGAUUGUUCAGUAACUGUUAUUUCUGAGAAGUUCAGCCCAGAUACCACCAGUGAUGUAGCUGCAGGAAUCCUUAUACCUAAAAUGUUUCCAGAAACUCCACUACAGCUACAGAAGUCCUGGUUUAAAACAACCUUUGACUACCUGCUUGGCAUUUCAAAGUCACACAAUGCAUCUGAUGCUGGUGUUCACAUGUUGUUUGGGUGGCACUUAUUCAAAGAGAUCCCAUCUGAAGAAUAUCCAUUCUGGCAUGAUGUUGUGAUGGGGUUUCGCCCCAUGACUGAUGAAGAGCUGGCCCAGUUCCCAGGGUAUAAAUUUGGUCAAGCAUUUAUGACAAUGAAGUGUGAGUGUACAUUCUACUUACCAUGGAUGGUGAAAAGAUUAAAAAGUGCUGGAGGCCAGAUACAGAAAGAAAAAGUAACUGACUUCUGGGAUUUGCAUGGAAAAUAUGACCUUGUUGUCAACUGCACAGGAAUUGGAUCCAGAGAGCUAGCUGGUGAUAUGCAGCUGUACCCAAUGAGAGGUCUAGCAGUGCAAGUUCGUGCACCAUGGUUGAAGCAUUUUGUACGUGUUUCUGAUGGGCAGACCUACAUGUAUCCAGGACGUGAAACUGUAACACUUGGAGGGACAACUGAAAAAGAUAACUGGAGCCUGAAAGUAGAUCCCAUUACCAGCCAAGAAGUAUUUGAAAGAUGCUGUAAUCUGGAACCUUCUCUUAGGAAAUGUGAGGUGGUGCAUGAUUGGGUGGGGUUAAGGCCUACUAGGGCUAGUGUGAGAUUGGAAAAGGAAGUACUAAAGCGGGGUGAAGAUCAACUAACUGUUAUUCAUAAUUAUGGCCAUAGUGGGUGUGGCAUUUCUAUACACUGGGGAACUGCCUGGGAUGCUACUCAGUUAGUAAAGGAAUGUGUUAUAGUAAGCAGAAUGGCACUGAAGGCUAAAAUGUGAUUUAAAACAAGGCCCCUGCUGGAUAUGUUUAUAACAAACUUUAUUUGGUCGAACAACAAACGUUAACAGUUGAGCAGUAGAACAUGUACAGAUUUCAUAGUCAUUCUAUCAUUUAAUUUUCUCAUUACUUUAGCAAAAAAUUAUUUUACCAUUGGGCAAAAUCUUUUCUGUUGCAUAAUUCCAACAAUUUCCCUUUUCUAAUUUAAGUGUUCCAUAGACCAGCAUUUCAUUUACACUUUUCCACCUUAGUCCAUUAUAGUAACUGAUACACAUUCUGGACAUGCUUCUUACACUGCCCAUUGUUUCAUACAAAUAUGUCCUUCUCUAGUCAUUUAUAUGUACUUAUUCCAAAGUAACCACCUUGCAGAAUAUUUCACCCAUGAUAUUUUCUUUGCCAACCAACUUUCUGUCAUUUCUGUUUCAUCCUUGAAUAGGUUAAUAUCUCAUCUUGUUGGUUUCCCUCCUGACUUUGAUUUUUUGACUAUUAUUUUUUUAGCUACUAAAUAUUUUAAGAUAAACACUUGCUUUUUCCAUCAUAUUGAAUGGCGUUUCAUUACCAAAUCCUAACAUCAACAGUUUUUUUAUUACCUAAACUUCCUGCCCCAAAACAUUCAGUGAUAUCUAUUCCAAUUCCUCUUUAAAAUUUGCUAACAUUGAAAAAUACCAAAAAUAGGCUUCUGUCCAAGCAACAUCUCUUCAUCACAUCUCCAGCAGUUUGCUACCAUAUUUGGAAACUUCCUUCAGUCUUUCUGAGGUAUGAAAAUAUUUCUGAAGAUACAUACAUGCAAAUCUCCUUAAACAGUGUGACUUUGUUGCAUACGGGGACAUUAAGCAUAUUUCAUCCACAUCUUUACAUUUAUUUCCCCUCCUACAAGAUCCUCCCACUCUUUUUACAUUUUUUCCAUAGACUAUACUCUUGUUUAACACUGAGUUCCCUUUCUGACUUACAAGUUUUAAUCAUUAACCUUUUUGUAAAAGGAUUACUCCCCAAUACUAUCAUUUUGUAGUUACAAUGUAUACAGAAAUGUUUUUGAUUAAAACAAAUCAUUUAACCCUAUACUCCAAACUGUAUUAAUUAUUCCUUCACAUUCUGUUUGUGGACAUUCCACUUGUGCUGCAUCUGUCCCAACGAGGUCCACAUCCCAUCAGAAAUCAGUUGCUUCCAGUACAAUACUUUAGUCUUCCUUUCUCUUCUGUGCUAUAAACCCCUUCCAUCAGGUAUUCUGAUCCUACUUUUACCUAUGGAGAAUAUAGUAGUUAACCCAUUUAUGAAUAUCUUCUGUGUUAAUGACAUUUUCUUAAUUCCAGACUCUUCAUUAUUGCAUAUGGUAACCCUAUUCUUAGUACUUAACUCCAAUAUUGCACAGCUUUAAAGCUCUCUGCAUUUCAUAUAAUUAUGCAAUAACGGAAUAAUUUUCCAUUUAACAUUAUGGUCUAAAAGGAGAUGCUGCAUCAAAGUAUAGACCUGUAGUGCAUACAUAUAAUUUCCCCCUUUCAUAUGGUAAUAUUAUUUAUUGUAAGCCACUGUAGAUUUACCUUUUCCAAUAUAUUAUCCCAUGUCAUGUUUAUAACUGGCUUUAGAAAAUUCACCAAAGCUCUGCUAGAAAUGCCUGAAACAUUUAACACUAGAGUUAAAACACACACACACACACACACACAAAACAUAAAAGUAAUGAGCUGGUCCAUCUCCAGGCCAGUAGCCUUCUGCUAUCAAAAAAUCAUCUUUCAGCCUAUUUUUCAAUUUGUUAUCCAUUUAGUUAAUUGACCCCUCUAAUGGAUUCUUUAACAAUUAUCUCCUAAUAUCUACUACAUUCAUCCUUCAAUAAAAAAUCAUGUUAAUAUUGUAAACUCUCCUUUGGGACAUAACAACCUUCUGGUUUUAUUUACUUUAUAAUUAGACUGUUUACCAAACCUGUCUCUUGAAGAGUCAAGUAAAUCAAUGCAUUACCCACAUAUUAAUAUUUUGAAAUCUUCACAUAGCAGUUUGUAACCUUUCAAAUCUGAUGACAUCAAUAAAUUCAGCCAGAGACUCCAAAUAUAAUGCAAAUAAUAAUAGUGUCAAAAAUAAUCCUUUUCUUUUAUCUCUGUAUAAACGUACAGAGAUGCCUACUAUUUUAACCUGUGCUGUCAAUUAAUCAUAGGCCAAAUGCAACAUUGCCAUUGAUUCUUCCAUAAAUGCAAAUGCCAGUAAAACUUGCACUGCAAAGUAUUAGUUGACCCAGUCAAGCCUCCUUGGCAUCAAGGCUCGCUGCCAUCUUCUUUUCUUGCUGCAUCAUUCUUGAUAGCAAAGGCAUCUUCAGUCCAUUAUCAAAAGUCUGUCUACUGGCAGAAACCUGCAUUGUUUACUCUAUAACUACCCCUCCAUUUUGCUAGUAUGGUCGUGAAAAGCUUAUAAUCAGGAUUUAACUCCAAUACUUGCUAAUAUGAUAAAGGAAGAUUUGUGUCUUUCCCUUCUUUAGGUAUCACUAUAACUGCAGCUUUUUUUCUUUUCCGGUACAACAUUGAGUAUUAGUAUCAGCUUAGAUUUAAUCUCUUCAAAAUGUAGACCCUUGAGCUCAGUUGGCCCAUCAUCACUAACCAGAGUCCCACUCCCCAGUCAGGUUUUAUUCAAACCAUUUGGAUUCUAUGUCAUCAACAUCAUCCCUCGUUCAUCAAAAAUUUCAUCCUUUCUACUGCAUAACAUUUACAGCAUUUAGUCAUAAUUACAUCUUAUAGAAUUUCUCCAUCACCCUUACAGUUCAUUGUUUUCAGAAAGUCUUCCAAUCCAGACAUAAAUUAAUAGCAAUAUGCAAACUAAGCUAUGUACAACAUGUAAAGAAACAUAACAUUUAACUUACAUAUUCAGGUUCACAGACAAACCUUUGCCUUUACAGUUCUCCACAAACACCACCAGGUGAUAGGCGUUGCUUUAAGUUCCAUGUUCCCAGUCCUGGCUGUUCAUUCCCAUCUGUAACAUCUUCAAGCAUUAGAGCCCUUUAUAUUUAUGUUUUGUCAUUGUAUUAUAACUGCCAGAUACAAUCAUUUAACUUUAUAAUCAUAUUUUUACAAGUUUCACCUCCAACUGUCCGGCCCCAUAGAUGGUGAGCAAGCUGUCUUACCCAUCAAACAUGUUUCCCAGUGAGGAAAUUUCUAAACAGUCAUUUAUCUCUUAGGUGUUCAGAGGCUCCCCCACCACUUUACCAAAAACAGAUUAACUUCAACAUUCAAGUUCAAACUAAACAUUACAGCAGCAGGUUUGUUGUUCUCAUCAACAGGAUGACAUAAAAACAGUGCUCUGUUUAGUUACAUCAGUCCAGUUUCAGGUUCUUCAGCCACCAUUUUUAUGCCAACUGAUCAUCAUUUUAUGCUUUUCAUCAUAUGAGAUGUAAAGAUUCUUCAGUCUUCUCUUGAGCCAAUUUCUUGGAUUGUUUCAGCUUAUUUACUGUUGCAACCCAAAUUAUUUCGACUGUCUCAGUCCCCUCUUGACUUCCUCCACCCUGUUCAUUCUAUAAAGCAGUUCUUUCUCCUUGAACCUCAUAUUCUCACAUGCCUUGCACUUCUUCCAGUGCCUCUGAAAAUGCCUUUUAUUCACUUGCAAAAAAAAAAUUCAAAACAAAGCCAUCAAGUACAACAAAACUUAAGCUUUCUAAUCCUGUAUUCUCUACUGGCCGAUACAAAUUGUGCCCUCUAUGUCUUUAUACAAAAUAAUUAGUCAAGGUUGAAAAAUACUUUAUUAUCUCUUACUUUGAGUCCCUCCUUGUCUUUUAACUGUGACAACACUUGUUUUUUAAGUUUUUAGAUUUCAAAUCUAACAGAAAUAUGUCUGGACUGCAUUGUGCUUUCAGCCUGGUGAAUGCAAAUGGUCAGUAAGCCUGCUCCACUUUAAUUGUUAUCACAUCUAACCCUGUCAUGCUCACUAAUUCAUCCUGUACAUAACAUGGCUUUCCACACAUUAUGAUACUGCUAUGAUUCAACUAUUCUUCCUGUGAGCUCUACCUUUCAUAUCCACUUGCUUUUCUUUCUGUAUUUCUGCUUUAUUCAACAGAAAAUCAUAUUUUUAAGUCCAGACUUUUUCUUAUGACUCCACAAUGACACCAGCUUGAAAAUUCACAGCGUCCACCAUUUCUAUCUCAAGCAUCUUCACCUACAAAAUAUAUUCGGCUAAUUAUGUACUGAUUCUCUUAAUCCUUUCAAAAUUCUCUAUUACAUCAGCCAAGAGAGCCUCAACCAUUCUCAACACAAGUAUAAUGUAAUUGCUUAGAGAGUCAAGCCCUUGUUUAUCACUUGCCACCAUAGAUUUUGUAACAGAUUUCUUUCCUUCUUGUUUUUUUUUUUUCAGAUCAAUCCACGGAAAUUCAUCCUUCACUCUUUCACCAACCCACACAUUUCUUAAUGGCUUGAAUCUUGAUGCUUAUAAACCUUGGAGUUAAAUUAACCAAUACAGUGACUGAGAAGCAUAUCUUCUCUAUGGAAAACCAUCACUAGACAUCCAGCUUGAUUUCAAGCUUAAUGUUUUUCAACUGACCCUGUAUAAGUAGUGUAAAAUGUUUAAGUAAAACUAGGAUUAAUAACAAUUCUGAGGUCUUUCACUGUGGAGGGCUCGUAUUAAUAGGACAACUGGGCUGAAGCUCACUAAUGUCAGUCAUUUGGGUAUCCAUCCAGCUGUGUAACUGCCAUGUGUCUGAUUAUAUACAUCUGACCAAAAUGUGCACAUGUCAAAUGAGGCCAGUGAAGUCUGGGUUUGCCCUUCCUAUAAAAUGCAGCAAUCCUGAGUUUUAGGUGCCAGGGACAUGGAAACAAGCUUUUUGUUUUGUUGUUUGUUUUGUUUUUUUUUUUGUUUUGUUUUUUUGCAAUCUUGUUUAAUCAGAGCCACUAGUAAGUGAAACUGCUAUCUUGAGAAGAAUUUUCUGCAAUCUGUAUGCAUUCAUGAUAAUUUGUAUUGUUUGGGUUGGGAUUGCAUUGUGAUGCUUUAGAGUUGUCUAUGUGAGUUUUCAUUCUUGACGUUUCUGGUUGUUGGAUUCUGUUGCGAUUUUCAACUGCAGAUGCAGUUUGGCUUGUAGAUUUUGGCAGAAAAGUGAUUCAGAUGUGGUACAAGAACCUACAGUUAAGACUACCACAGCAUGCUCUGACGUCUUCAGUCUGUGGCUUGAUCUUUAUAAUAGAAAAAUAACUUUAUUAACAGCUGAACUGGGCAGUUCAGUGUACUUACUUGUUUUUUUUUUUUUGUAAUUUAGCAAGAAA
Molecule: messenger RNA, 6504 nt
Organism: Protopterus annectens (West African lungfish)
Lineage: Eukaryota; Metazoa; Chordata; Ceratodontiformes; Protopteridae
Gene: DDO
Product: D-aspartate oxidase
Exons: 5
Coding region: 265-1284 (339 amino acids)
Molecular function (GO): D-amino-acid oxidase activity; FAD binding
Source: RefSeq, a predicted model, not a curated record